Molecule: messenger RNA, 1282 nt
Organism: Galdieria sulphuraria
Lineage: Eukaryota; Rhodophyta; Bangiophyceae; Galdieriales; Galdieriaceae
Product: methyltransferase
Exons: 2
Coding region: 10-1107 (365 amino acids)
Biological process (GO): protein methylation
Cellular component (GO): mitochondrion
Molecular function (GO): protein methyltransferase activity; nucleic acid binding
Source: RefSeq, a predicted model, not a curated record
AUACAUAAUAUGUUUGUCAGCAUAGCAUGCAAUGUCUUGAAUAAAAGUUGGUUACUCAUUGGAACAAGGAGAGGCUGUGUCCAAGUUUUUCUACCAAACAGAUAUCACAAAACUGUCAAUAAACCAAGCAACUACGUCUCAUGCAGCUCGCAGCUUAGUGAAACAGAGUUGAGAGACAAGCUGCGAGUCUGUAGCACUACUAAAGAGCUGGUGACCAGGCUGAGUGAAGUGUUCGUUCAACAAGGAGUUCCAGAGUCCAGACUGUCAGCAGAGUACAUAGUGGCAACUAGUUUUGGCUUGAGUCGGAAACAGUUGCUUCGUGGAGAGCCUACUUUGUUAUCCCAACUAGAGCCGUUUUACAGCACUUUGACACACAAUGCACUUAGACGUCUUCUCCGAGAACCAGUGCAGUACAUUGUGGGUAAUUGGGACUUUUAUAAUUUGACUUUGAAGGUCAGACAACCUGUCUUAAUACCUCGUCCGGAAACCGAGGAGUUGGUAGACAGGAUCCUAAAGUUUUGGAAGAAUGUGUUGCGUCGAGGCUCAACCGGUGAAGUGACAAGAUGUUUAGAGAUUGGAUGUGGAAGUGGCGCCAUCAGUUUAUCUCUUUUGAAAGGUUGGAAGGAGUUCACAGGGAAUAAUAAUAUAUUGAAAGUGACUGCACUUGAUAUUGAUCCUCAAGCUAUCACCUUGACGAAAGAAAAUGCCUGCAUAGUUUUAGAAGAUGAACAAAAGCGGUUGUUAGAUAUUCACUUGCAAGAUAUUACAAAAUUUCGGUUAGAUGACAAUAAGUAUGACUUUUUGGUAUCUAAUCCUCCAUACAUUCCAGAAGCAGAAUAUCGAACCUUGCAACCGGAAGUUAUUCAAUACGAGGCAUCAUGUGCGUUAUUAGGAGGAAAAGAUGGAAUGGAAAUUAUUCGUGUUAUAUUGAGAGGUGCAAAGAAUUGGUUGAAGACAGGAGGCACAAUAUGGUUAGAAGUCGAUCCUUCACAUCCUAAACUGAUACAAGACUUUUUACAUAAAGAGCCAAAUGUAGGAGUAGAAUUAUUGCAAGUUUUUGAGGAUAUGAGUGGUCUUGCUAGAUAUUGCAAAUUGUUGGUUAUCUGAUUAUUGUUGACUAAAAUAAUAAUGCGAAUGUUCCAUUCUAUUACAUAUCAAUUUUCUAGUUGUUUCACAAGUAUAGCAGUUUUAUAUGGAUAUUGAGUAAUAAGUCUUCCCAUAAAACCAUCUUAUUAUGUAAAAACGCUUCUGUAACUUUGGAACACUAUGAAAGAAAAACUUG